Ophidiomyces ophidiicola is the source of this 1656-nucleotide messenger RNA. RefSeq lists its product as uncharacterized. Lineage: Eukaryota; Fungi; Ascomycota; Eurotiomycetes; Onygenales; Onygenaceae. The record is from RefSeq and is a predicted model, not a curated record. Gene Ontology annotation, molecular function: acetyl-CoA transmembrane transporter activity. The coding region runs from base 1 to 1656 and encodes 551 amino acids. The transcript has a single exon. Gene Ontology annotation, cellular component: membrane.
AUGCCGCAAAACCAGCCCCUGUUCGCCCAUGACCCUCUGCAAAACCCCUCGUCUUCGCAUGCUCUCGCGCAUCCUAAUUUCAGCAACCACACCGGCGAUCUAGAACUACAUCCCCUAGCCUCACAUUCUCGAGCUCUUGACGAAGCUUCCCUCGGUGGCCUCGACGACCACGAUCUCUCCUUUUCCUCUGGCUGCGAUUCGUCGCAUGAACUGUUCAACAAUACACUCGUUCACGGGGAAUCCUCCAGAGGCCGGCGACAAAUGACUCGAAAGCACAAUUCCAUGAAACGCCGUCCUGCCAGUCGACCUCCCCUAAGACUCGCGGCACAGGAAAACGGCCAAGCAAACAACACCAUGGAAUCCAGUAUUGGGCUGCGGAGGAAAGAUGGACCUCCAGACUCACCAUCGUCACACUCUGUCGGAUUGAUGAGCAGAUCUGACUUCUCUUUGGACUAUGAGCCCUUGCCCACCCCCCAAACUCCCGGGUUUACAAGCACGAGCUUUUCUGAUCUACCGACAAAUGACCGGAGAAACUUUCUUCUACUAGUUUUGUUAUAUUUUUUACAGGGAAUCCCAAUGGGCCUGGCCAUGGGCUCCGUACCGUUCCUCCUUAAACCCUUUCUUUCUUACGGUCAAAUUGGAAUAUUUUCGCUUGCCUCUUACCCCUAUUCGCUAAAGCUCUUAUGGAGCCCCAUUGUGGAUGCGGUUUGGAGCCGUGAAUUUGGAAGGAGGAAGAGCUGGAUUACACCUAUUCAGACUGUUUCAGGAUUUGCCAUGCUGUACCUAGGUACCAGAGUCAAAUCUAUGAUGGCUGCCACAGAAACACAGGGCACCGAUGGGGUAUGGAGCUUCACGGGCUGGUGGUUUCUUCUUGUGUUUCUAUGUGCAACCCAAGAUAUCGCUGUUGAUGGUUGGGCCAUUUCGCUAUUAUCACCUCAAAAUAUUGCAUACGCUUCCACCGCGCAAACAAUCGGUCUUACAGCCGGCCAUUUUCUCUCCUAUACAGUGUUUCUUGCCUUUAAUUCUCCCGAUUUCGCCAAUAGGUGGUUCCGCGCCACUCCCAAGGCUGAAGGUCUACUGACUCUUGGGGGCUACCUCAAAUUUUGGGGCUGGGCAUACCUGGUCAUCACCCUGUGUUUAGCUGUGUUGAAGAAGGAGGAAAAGAAUAAGGACCGUGAUGGUAUCAUGGAUGUCUAUAGGUCAAUGUGGGGUAUCCUGAAGUUGAAGAAUAUUCAGACUAUCAUCAUAAUCCAUCUCAUCGCCAAGAUCGGCUUUCAAGCAAAUGAAGCUGUAACUAACCUGAAGCUAAUUGACAAAGGUUUUGGGCAAGAUAACAUGGCGCUCGUUGUGCUCAUUGACUUCCCAUUUGAGAUUGGUCUAGGAUAUUUUGCUGGUAAAUGGUCCACGGAGUAUACACCCAUGAGACUGUGGUGCUGGUCCUUCAUGGGGAGACUUGCUGCUGCGGUUCUGGCGCAACUUGUCGUGAUGAUUUUCCCAGGAACCCCUGUCCCUGGUUGGUACAUAUUCCUCAUUAUACUAGAGCAUGUGUUUUCGACGUCUAUGAACACGGUGAUGUUUGUUGCCGUUUCAGCAUUUCAUGCUCGAAUCUCAGACCCCUCUAUCGGCGGCACGUAUAUGACAUUACUCGCUACGUGA